Messenger RNA from Colletotrichum godetiae, 991 nucleotides. RefSeq lists its product as uncharacterized. Lineage: Eukaryota; Fungi; Ascomycota; Sordariomycetes; Glomerellales; Glomerellaceae. Bases 284 to 517 code for a protein of 77 amino acids. The record is from RefSeq and is a predicted model, not a curated record. The transcript has a single exon.
UCUCAAUCGCAACUUCUUCAUUCAUUCUUCAAGUGAAUUAUGAAAUGUGAGCAAGAUUCACGCGAGUUGUCAACCCCCGAGUGGAUACGCCAAUUCGCUGCUUCCAAGAUUGCCAGACGUCGGGCCAUGGGGAAAUCACGCACGAUAGAAAGGCCGAGCAUUACUUGAAGUUAAAACACCUCGAGGAAGUCAGGAACGACAACAACAUCAAAUUACACUCAGAUAAGAAUGGGACCCAGGACCCUGACAAAUAUCUCAUUUGUUUUCCCCGUCACCUUUAUUUAUGGCAACGGAGCCCAUCUCCGCCAGGGUCCUCCUACUGUACCUACCUACCUUGAGCAGAUGCGCAAACCUUAUCAUUGCGGUCCGCAACCACUCUGGACGGAACGGGAGUGGACCCAUGGGCUCUCUCUGGGAUAAUCUCAGCACUCACUGUCAAACAAGAGAUUUCGAAGCUCAAGGUGGUUUUCAGUCAAGGGAAGUUGUUGACCUGAGAAAAGCAAAAGAAGAUAGAUGACUAGCAGAAACAAGUCAUAAAUCUGGGUCACCCAUCUCGCAUAGAUGUCAUCAUCACUCCAGUCCUGCCCGUAGGGAAGUGUGGAAGUCACCAAUAGCCCGUUUCGGAGCUAGUACUUGACCUAUCCUAGUGCUCCAGGAUGUCGUUGCUCUUUAAAGGUUGUCACUGCGGCUCAGUUUUAGCAAGACCUGUCCCCAUCAAAUGGAGUCGUUUCUUCUUGAACUUGGCCCAUCAUGACUCUUGGUCUUCGAUGCCCAGUAAUGCAUCAGAUAUGUCAAUCGCAGGGCUGUCUAUCCGUAUUCCAAUAUCCUCAGCGUGUCCCAGGUAUUUGUUCUCGAAUUGUUCCUUAUUCCUGUCUCAACCGCCUCGUAUUCAUGAACUAGGCUUGUCGACCCCACAAGGAGGAAACAGCCAUGGGCCGACUCGACACGGAGUGGUGUGUGAGGCCCACGGAUGCAACGAGUUGCAACGAAC